AUUCCGUCUCCAACUCGACGUGUCCGGAAAGCUCUGGCCAGUUUCCCUUUCGCUCUGCGACCGCGGCUGCGAGCCGCGCGGCUCCCUCCGACCGGCAGGCGCAGCUGCCGCGGGGUUGAGGCGCCUGGGGGCCGCGGGCCGAGCGGCGGGGCGCCCCGAGCACCAUGCUGGACCCGUCUUCCAGCGAAGAGGAGUCGGACGAAGGGUUGGAAGAGGAGAGCCGCGAUGUGCUGGUGGCGGCCGGCGGCUCGCAGCGGGCGCCGCCGGCCCCGGCUCGCGAAGGGCGGCGGGACGCGCCGGGGCGCGCGGGCGGCGGCAGCGCGGCCAGACCGGUGAGCCCCAGCCCCUCGGUGCUCAGCGAGGGGCGAGAUGAGCCCGAGAGGCAGCUGGACGAGGAGCAGGAGCGGCGGAUCCGCUUGCAGCUCUACGUCUUCGUGGUGAGGUGCAUCGCGUACCCCUUCAAUGCUAAGCAGCCCACCGACAUGGCCCGGAGGCAGCAGAAGCUUAACAAGCAACAAUUGCAGUUACUGAAAGAAAGGUUCCAGGCCUUCCUCAACGGAGAGACCCAAAUCGUGGCCGAUGAAGCAUUUUGCAAUGCAGUUCGGAGUUACUAUGAGGUUUUUCUGAAGAGUGAUCGAGUGGCCAGAAUGGUUCAGAGUGGAGGAUGUUCUGCUAACGACUUCAGAGAGGUGUUUAAGAAAAACAUAGAAAAGCGUGUGCGGAGUCUGCCAGAAAUUGAUGGCUUGAGCAAAGAGACAGUGCUCAGUUCAUGGAUAGCCAAAUAUGAUGCCAUUUACAGAGGUGAAGAGGACAUGUGCAAACAGUCCAAUAGAAUGGCCCUAAGUGCUGUGUCUGAACUUAUUCUGAGCAAGGAACAACUCUAUGAGAUGUUUCAGCAGAUUCUGGGUAUUAAAAAAUUAGAACACCAACUCCUUUAUAAUGCAUGUCAGCUGGAUAACGCAGAUGAACAAGCAGCCCAGAUCAGGAGGGAACUUGAUGGUCGUUUACAGCUGGCAGAGAAAAUGGCAAAGGAGAGAAACUUCCCCAAAUUUAUAACAAAAGAAAUGGAGACUAUGUAUAUAGAAGAGUUGCGGUCUUCAGUGAAUUUGCUAAUGGCCAAUUUGGAAAGUCUUCCAGUUUCAAAAGGUGGUCCGGAAUUUAAAUUACAAAAACUAAAACGUUCACAGAAUUCUGCAUUUCUGGACAUAGGCGAUGAGAAUGAGAUUCAGCUGUCAAAGUCAGAUGUGGUGCUGUCAUUCACCUUAGAGAUUGUCAUAAUGGAAGUGCAAGGUUUGAAGUCCGUUGCUCCCAAUCGAAUUGUUUACUGUACAAUGGAAGUGGAAGGAGGAGAAAAACUGCAGACAGACCAGGCUGAAGCCUCAAGGCCACAAUGGGGAACUCAAGGUGAUUUUACCACCACCCAUCCUCGGCCUGUGGUCAAAGUAAAACUCUUCACGGAAAGCACUGGGGUCCUGGCCCUCGAAGAUAAAGAGCUGGGAAGGGUGAUAUUAUACCCAACUUCUAAUAGCUCCAAGUCAGCGGAGUUUCACCGUAUGAUAGUUCCAAAAAAUAGCCAGGACUCUGACUUAAAAAUCAAAUUAGCAGUGCGAAUGGAUAAACCAGCACAUAUGAAACAUAGUGGAUAUCUGUAUGCCCUAGGACAGAAGGUUUGGAAAAGAUGGAAAAAACGUUACUUUGUUCUUGUUCAGGUUAGCCAAUACACAUUUGCUAUGUGCAGUUAUAGAGAGAAAAAGUCUGAACCACAAGAACUAAUGCAGCUGGAAGGGUACACUGUGGACUACACGGAUCCCCACCCCGGCCUUCAAGGUGGUCAGAUGUUCUUUAAUGCAGUUAAAGAAGGAGACACUGUGAUAUUUGCCAGUGACGAUGAGCAAGAUAGAGUAUUAUGGGUUCAGGCCAUGUAUAGGGCCACAGGUCAGUCCUAUAAACCCAUUCCUGCGAUUCAAACCCAGAAGCUGAAUCCUAAAGGAGGGACUCUCCAUGCAGAUGCUCAGCUUUGUAAGUUGUAUGCAGACCGUUUUCAGAAACAUGGUAUGGAUGAGUUUAUUUCUGCUAAUCCUUGCAAGCUUGACCACGCCUUCCUUUUUCGAAUACUCCAGAGGCAGACUUUGGAUCACAGACUGAAUGAUUCCUAUUCUUGCUUGGGUUGGUUCAGUCCUGGCCAAGUCUUUGUGUUAGAUGAGUACUGUGCCCGUUAUGGUGUGAGAGGCUGUCACAGACAUCUCUGCUACCUGACAGAACUGAUGGAACAUUCAGAAAACGGUGCUGUCAUUGACCCAACCCUGCUCCAUUACAGUUUUGCAUUCUGCGCCUCUCAUGUGCAUGGCAACAGGCCUGAUGGAAUUGGAACUGUUUCAGUGGAAGAAAAAGAGAGAUUUGAGGAGAUAAAAGAAAGACUCUCUUCCCUUUUAGAAAACCAGAUAAGCCAUUUCAGAUACUGUUUUCCCUUUGGACGACCUGAAGGUGCUCUCAAAGCUACGCUUUCAUUACUUGAAAGGGUUUUAAUGAAAGAUAUCGCCACUCCCAUACCAGCAGAAGAGGUGAAAAAAGUGGUCAGAAAAUGUCUCGAGAAAGCGGCCUUGAUCAAUUACACUAGACUCACAGAAUAUGCCAAAAUAGAAGGCCCAGCAGAAAAGGAAGCAGAGACCAUGAACCAGGCACCUCCUGCUAGAAAGCUGGAAGAGGUUCUUCAUCUAGCAGAGCUCUGCAUAGAAGUCUUACAGCAGAAUGAAGAGCAUCAUGCAGAGGUGAUGAAGGCAUUUGCCUGGUGGCCUGAUUUAUUGGCAGAGCACGCGGAGAAAUUUUGGGCUUUAUUCACAGUAGAUAUGGACACUGCACUGGAGGCCCAACCACAAGACUCCUGGGAUAGUUUUCCUCUUUUCCAACUACUCAAUAAUUUCCUCAGAAAUGACACACUUUUGUGUAAUGGAAAAUUUCACAAACACUUGCAAGAAAUCUUUGUGCCCUUGGUUGUCCGCUACGUCGAUCUCAUGGAGUCCUCCAUCGCCCAGUCAAUUCACAGAGGUUUUGAGCAAGAGACAUGGCAGCCUGUCAAGAAUAUCGCCAACAGUCUUCCCAAUGUAGCUCUUCCAAAAGUUCCAAGUCUGCCUCUUAAUCUUCCACAGAUUCCUAGCUUUUCUACUCCUUCGUGGAUGGCUCCUUUAUAUGAGUCCACCAAUGGCUCAGCAACAUCAGAAGACCUUUUUUGGAAACUCGAUGCCCUUCAGAUGUUUGUCUUUGAUCUGCACUGGCCAGAACAAGAAUUUGCCCACCACUUAGAGCAAAGACUUAAACUAAUGGCCAGUGAUAUGAUAGAGGCCUGUGUCAAAAGAACAAGAACUGCAUUCGAAGCCAAGCUGCAAAAGGCAAGCAAAACCACCGAGUUGCGCAUCCCGGCUUCCGUGUGUACAAUGUUUAAUGUGUUAGUCGAUGCCAAAAAGCAAAGCACCAAGCUUUGUGCCCUGGAUGGAGGACAAGAGUUUGGUAGUCAAUGGCAACAAUACCAUUCAAAAAUAGAUGAUUUGAUUGACAACGCUGUAAAAGAAAUCAUUUCACUGCUAGUUUCAAAGUUUGUUUCAGUGUUGGAAGGGGUGUUAUCUAAGCUGUCAAGAUAUGAUGAAGGCACUUUCUUUUCAUCCAUUCUGUCAUUCACUGUGAAAGCAGCUGCAAAAUAUGUUGAUGUUCCAAAACCUGGAAUGGAUCUAGCAGACACCUACAUUAUGUUUGUUCGGCAAAACCAGGAUAUUCUUCGAGAAAAGGUCAAUGAGGAAAUGUAUAUAGAAAAGCUGUUUGAUCAAUUCACGGGCUUCGUGGUGACACUCCGCAGUGGUACGUACGGAAGGUCUUGCUGCGUCACCCUCUCCGCCAUGGUCUGUGGUGUCAGUGUUCGCUGUUUGUCAGGUCGGGUGGUCAAAAGGAGUCUUCCCUCUCAGAUUUUGUGCCUCAAGCCUCUACCGGGGCUGUUUUACAAUAAAAGUAUCAUCUGUUUUAAUAAGCUAAGUGUUAAUACGUGUGAAAAAAAUGAUUUCCUAAAAGCUUUUGAUGCCCUGCAGGGGUAGAAAAAUUAUCAUCUAUCCAGCUGGCUCUUUUACAAAAUACUGAAACCAUAUUAGCAACUUCUGCUUCCAUUUGGUAUUGCUCUGAAUGUACAAGCAUAUGUUUUACUUCCAGAUCCUCUUUGAGUCUUUUUUGCUUAUGUGGUAAUUUUCAGAAAUGCUGAACAGAAUAAGAAAAUUGGAUUGAUGUUAUACCCUUCAUGUUUAUUCUUUGUAUAGCUAAAGCAUGUAUUCUAUGAUGAGAAAAAGGUAGACUCAUCUGGAAAUAGGCCAUUGUAUGUAGGGGAGAGAGAGAGAGAGUGAAUGUGUGUGUGUGUGUGUGUGUGUGUGUGUCUGUCUGUCUGUCUUCUCUUAACAUGUUCAAUUUUUCAUCUUGGUGAUCUAUUUACUACAAAGCUUGCCAUCAAUUCAUAACAGAGGUCGAAUUUCUUUCUCUAUCAAGAUAUAACCUACUUUGGGGCAUCUGGGUGGCUCAGUGGGUUAAAGCCUCUGCCUUCAGCUCAGGUCAUGAUCCCAGGGUCCAGGGAUCAAGCCCUUCAUCGGGCUCUCUGCUCAGUGGGGAGCCUGCUUCUCUGCCUACUUGUGAUCUUUGUCUGUCAAAUAAAUAAAUAAAAUCUUAAAAAAAAAAAAAAAAGAUAUAACCUACUUCAACUCCCUCCCAUUUACCAAACUUUUUUCAAAGACUUUUGGUGUGGCCAAAGGAACCAACAGAGCUAACUAAAGUGGAUGCAAGGAGGUCAACAUUAAAAUUAUGUAUAGUUUAGAGGAACCCAGCUGGCUUCAUUGGUAGAGCAUAAAACUCUUGAUAUCAGGAUUGUGAGUUCAAGGCCCACGUUGGGCAUAGAGCUUACUUUAAAAAGAAAAACACAAAAUUAUGUCUAGUUUAAUUGUCCUGGUUAGGUAUACUUUUCUUUGAUACUUAAACAUCUGACAUGGCUGUAAGUUAGCUAUUGAAAGGAACGCUUGACAAGCAAUACUGUUUUGGUUGUGAAGGUUCUGUCAUUUUGCAUAUCCCCAGUAGGAUACUGGACUUAUUAUUUGUGAAAUAGUAAUAAUGUCCUUAAACAUUCUAAUAUUUUUAAAUUGCACAUUUUUAUUACUGUAAUUAAAAAUAAAAAGUAGACCCUAAUUCUAUUGAUAUGUCAUCAAGAAUAACAUGUAUGAGGGGGUACUAAGAGCCCCUAAUUAGCCAAGACUGAAUUUGCCUCAAUUAUAGUUAGUAAAUGAGAGGUUAUCAAGUAUGUGUUGAAAGGUAAAGUAGAAUGUGUAUCUUAAGCAACAGAUCAUUACUGAGAGGCAUUAUAUAAUUAUUGGAAAUCCUCUUGGCUGGAGCUUAAAAUAAUAUUGUUAGGUGUCAAGAAACAGUUGAAAAUAAUGACCCUAUAAAUACUGUUGGCAACCUUAGUCUAUUAGAGGAAAAAGAUUGAUGAGAACGAUUUUACUCAGGCAUCAUGACAAACUUUUGCUAUUCCAAUUAAAGUAAGACGUAAAUAAAAGGAAAGAAAGGAAGGAAACAGAGACUCAUAACUUCAGAUGCAGAGGAAAAUGUGCGCGCACACACACAUACCUGCACAUGCCCCACAGCAAGUCAACACUUAGUGGCUUAACCAACCCCAAUAAGGGCAUAGGGCAUCCAGUUUCUGGGCAUGGGCUAUGAAGGAUGGGCUUG
This is a messenger RNA of Mustela lutreola (European mink), 5745 nucleotides long. It is a transcript of the gene CADPS2, whose product is annotated as calcium dependent secretion activator 2. Lineage: Eukaryota; Metazoa; Chordata; Mammalia; Carnivora; Mustelidae. Gene Ontology annotation, cellular component: glutamatergic synapse. The record is from RefSeq and is a predicted model, not a curated record. The transcript has 29 exons. Gene Ontology annotation, biological process: dense core granule exocytosis; positive regulation of exocytosis; synaptic vesicle exocytosis. Bases 165 to 4079 code for a protein of 1304 amino acids.